AUGGGAUGGCUAAUAGGCUCGCGGGUGGCCAACGGGCACAAGCUAAUAGGGCUAUGGCCGGCAAAUGGACAAGUGGACAUUACUUUAAAUAUGUUGGGAUCCUCGGAUGCCGAAGUUGCGAGUUCAACCUAUCCGGAAUCGAGCCCAGACAUCGGAUACAAUUACUGCCGGCUCUUCAUCAAACACGCAAGUGAGCACAAAGAUGAAGAGAAGAGCAAUGAGGCCAAG
Messenger RNA from Dovyalis caffra, 228 nucleotides. The record is from the annotation of a GenBank genome assembly. Lineage: Eukaryota; Viridiplantae; Streptophyta; Magnoliopsida; Malpighiales; Salicaceae.